GUGGCCACUCCUUUUUCUCCUCCCUCUCCUCCUCCUCCUCCUCCUCCUCGGCGUCUUCUUCUUCCUCCUCCUCCUCCUCUCCCCCUCCAAACCCUAACCCUACAAGAGCACCGCAGGCACCGCUCGAACUCUCCCACGUAGAUCCCUGCUCGAUCCAUUCUGGGGUUCCGCUCCGCGAUCUCGCUUUCCGAUUCUCGUCCGCGCCGAUCGAUCCCUCAGAUCGAUUUGUGCUUCUGGGGCACUGCGAGGGAGUGGAUAUUUGGGGGAUCGGAGGUUGUGGAAGGGUUUGAGGGAGAUCAAAUGCCCGAGGAGGAUCUGGUGGAGCUCAAAUUCCGGCUGUAUGAUGGGUCGGACAUUGGGCCGUUUCGGUAUUCGUCUUCCUCGACCGUUGGUAUGCUUAAAGAGAGGAUCAUCUCCGAGUGGCCGAAAGGUGGGAGUUUUGAUUCAUCGCAGUGCUUAGAUCUUCGACUCAAUAAGAAGAUCAUCCCAAAGGUGGCUAACGAUGUGAAACUGAUAAAUGCGGGAAAAAUUUUAGAGAACAACAAAACUAUUGCACAGUGUAAGCCGACAUUUGGUGAGCUUCCUGCUGGUGUUAUCACCAUGCAUGUUGUUGUGCAGCCGUCAGUGACUAAGACCAAAUCAGAAAAGAAGAUAGAUGAGUUGCCUAAGAAAACGCCCUGUUCUUGCUCAAUAUUGUGAAUCCCGCAGCCUCAUGUCAUUGCUUGCCAUCAAAGCAUAUUACCCUCUUCGCAACUGGUUAUGCGAGGAAUGGAGAAAAGUUCACAAUUGCAUUUUGAUUAGCUCAUUUGUUCAAGGACGAAGGGCAUGUACCUGUUGUUGCUUGAGUUAGAGGUAUGCCUCUACAGUUUGUGCUUAGUCUCAUUGAGAUAGGAAGAGCUCCAAAUUAUAUGCUUGCAGGCUAUCUAUAUAGGUAUAUUUAUGUAAUACUUCUCUUAGUCUACUUUGUUCAGACGGGUUCAUACUUUUCUUUUUCUCUUAUAAUUUCAUAAUCUGUACGAUCUAGUAAUCUACAGUAAUUACAUGCUUUGAGGGGUGCGAGUGGAUUUCCCUCUUGUGUGUUGUUCUUUUGAUCAUUUAAUAUACUCAAAAUGUUGCCUCCA
Messenger RNA from Ananas comosus (pineapple), 1121 nucleotides. Its product is annotated as membrane-anchored ubiquitin-fold protein 4-like. The transcript has 3 exons. The coding region runs from base 301 to 699 and encodes 132 amino acids. The record is from RefSeq and is a predicted model, not a curated record. Lineage: Eukaryota; Viridiplantae; Streptophyta; Magnoliopsida; Poales; Bromeliaceae. Gene Ontology annotation, molecular function: protein binding.